CUGAAUAUUUGACUCUAUAUUAUGAGGCAUGUCUUACCUUGCUUCAAAAUAGCCUCGGAAAAAUCACACUAUAGAACCGUGGAGGCAUUUUAUUUUAUAAAGACUUCCUCCUAUGCCAUUGAAACCAGCAUUUCUCUGCUGUUCCAUUGGUUUUCAUAUCAACUUUUUUUCGUUGUGCAGAUGCCAAAGGCGCAAUCCUAGUCAUUUUUAGUGUCCCAUCCUAGUUGCGUCUUCAGAUUCCCCUUCAUUCGAAGUUUCUAACAGAGAUGUUCAUCUCUGUCACAUAUGAAACUGCUCGCACCAGGUUUGAUGACUUUGAUGACGCCAUUGAUGAAGCGAUAGAGGAAGACGUCAGAGAUGAGGAUGGAGGAGAGGUGGGGCAGGGUAAGGACAUUACCACCAUCCUAUCGGAGGAGGGGAAGGAGAAACGAGGACCAACCACAGCUCAGGCCCCUCCCACCAGGAGCAGGAAGAGAAGGAGACUCAACGACCUGGAGAGCGACAGCACGGCUGCAGAGAGCGAGGAGGAGUUUCAGCUCAGCGCCAGUACGGAGAAGGAGGAGUUUGUAGCGUCAGGUGAUGAGGAAGCAGCCAGUGAUGUGGACAGCUUUGCCAGCGACCCGGGCUUCGUAAGCCAGUCUACACGGGCACAGAGACGGGCACCUAAACAGAGAACCUCCAGGACCGCAGCAAAGUGCAAGAAACGCCCACGCAGACAGAGGAGAGGAUGGGGGGAGGAGGAGGAGGAGAGUGAAGAGGAGAUGGAGACCAGUGAUUUGAGGGACAGCGAUGGGGACAGGAAGAGGUGUGGUUUAAGGAGGGGCCGGAAGCGGGAGGUGAACUACCGCGAGACGUCAGAAUCCGAGUGUUCCCAGGCAACCACCAAUAAGGAUAAGGCUAAACCCCGGCGCCGUCGUCUCUCCAGCUCAGUCGUCAUCCGAGGAAGAUCGUCCUAUCCGCAAACGACUUAACCGCAUCGACUCUGAUGAAGAGGAGGAGAAAGAGG
This is a messenger RNA of Oncorhynchus gorbuscha (pink salmon), 1006 nucleotides long. Its product is annotated as remodeling and spacing factor 1-like. NCBI's taxonomy places the organism in Eukaryota, Metazoa, Chordata, Actinopteri, Salmoniformes, Salmonidae. Gene Ontology annotation, cellular component: RSF complex. Bases 267 to 971 code for a protein of 234 amino acids. Gene Ontology annotation, biological process: regulation of DNA-templated transcription. The record is from RefSeq and is a predicted model, not a curated record. The transcript is spliced from 5 exons.